GGGCGUGCGGCAGGUGCGCGCGCGACGGCAUGCGCGGCUGACGGCCAUGGAGCGCCGCCGCCGGCCCAGCGAGCCCAUGGCCAAGGCGGUUCGCCGCCGUGACAAGCCGCGUGAGCGCUGGCUGCUCACGCGUAAGACAUGGAAGUAUAUGUCGGACGCGGGCCGCCGGCUCGUCCCCGACGGCGCACAGAAUCGGCUCGAGGACUUACCGCGCAUCGAGGCCUGUUUCCAGGAGGUGUGCGCGCGCGAGCCGCGCUUCCUGCUCUGGCGCAAGAGCUCCUACCCGAGCGCCUUACCGCGCCCGCGCCGCAAGAAGCGCGCUCGCGGCGGCUCCGUGCGAGCCCGCUCGCCACCCGACGAUGCUCCGCCGCGGCCCACCGAGCUGCUCAUCGGGCACACCUCGGGCGGUCGCUUCGACCUCGCCAAGUUGCGGCGCGACUUCUUUGCGGCGCCUCCGCCCCCGCCCGCCGCUUCGGCGUUCUCGCCCUCGGGCAAGGCGGUGACGGACGAUGACGAGAGCGUUUUAGUCGAUUUAUUGAGAAAGUACCUGAAAGUAGAGGACGAAAAGGCGGCACCGAAGCUAUCGGAGGCUGAGGAGUUAGUGUUAGCAAUUAGAAAGUAUCUGACGCGGCAGGCGGCGCGCGGGCCGGCCGAUGCCGACGCGGACCCAACGCGCCGGUCGCUGCUGGACACGCUCGGCAAGUAUUACACGCGGACGCCGACCGGGGACAAUGCAGUGCAGGACUUGUUGACCGAUAAAAAUUUGUUAAAGAGACUUUACCAGGAUUUGCGUAAAACUAAGCCAUACCGUGGCGGCCGGAGCGGAGGCAUCGGCGGGGCGGGUGGUUUCGGCCCAAGCGGGUUCGGACCCGGCAGUUUUACCGGUUUAGCGAGUGCGCGCAGUACGCUUCGUAGUCGGAUCGCCGGUGGGGCGCGCAUUUACGAUGGCGAGGAUGGGCUCCGCUCGCCGCCUAUGUCGCCACCUCCCCUCAUCGAAGUCAUAUCAGAAUCGUUGGAGGACAAGUAUUGCGACCGGGCAACGCAGACGCCCCCCAUCCCGGAGGAGGUGUUGUGCGAGCUGGAGGCUGCGUACCGAGAGCGGCUGGAGGCGGCCACGGCACCCACGAGCCCCACGAGCCCGCCACCUGAGCGAAAGCCAGCACGCCGCCGCUCCAGCGUCGACCACGACGACGUCUCACAGUCCGUCAGCGACACUAUCAAACGGUACCUAAGGAUGGCGCGCAAAAAGAGUGUCGACUCGGAGAAGGUCGACCGCUUUAAGAGAAUAAACUACGACAAGAACCUGCGCAACAUCAAGCCGCGGGUGCCGGGCGAGGUGGAUGACGACGGUCCGCACAAGGGUUGCCAGACGGAGGAGCGUUGGGUGCUGACUUACCGGGAGCUGCAGUUCGAUUCGGCGGCGUCGACGCCGACGUCCCCUCCGUCCCCAACGCAGUCGCCCUCGUUGCUGUCGAGCCUGCUGGGACGCGGUGUGACGAGCAAUGUGCCCGCAGGCGGCAUGCAGAAGUCCCGGUCCUCGGGCAGCGUGGUGCAGAGCGUCAGCAAGCGGCUGUGGCGGCCGCGCUCGCGCUCUUCCAGCCGUGCCGCCGCCGCCUGGGCACCUCAGUUUCAGGGCAGCUGUUGCUGGACAGACGGCAGCGGGCGAUGCGUGCGGCUUGCGGACACGUCGCUACUCGCGCUCAGCGAGGUGGAGCGGCGCGCGCUACAGCAGGCAGCGCUCGCCCGCCUGCAGCAGAUCAACCUUGGCACCACUAUCAAGAUACCUGAAGAGAAUUCAUCUGCGGCGGUGGCGACGAAGCCGAAGAGACGAGCGUACCUUCUGAAGCGGAAGGCGCUGACGACUGGCUUCUUCGACCAGAGCAGAGCCAAAGAUGGGGACAAGGAUAAAGAGUCCCCGGGCAGCGUGUUUGGAGUACCACUGGCGCAGUGCGUGGAGAUGGAGCGGGCGCUCCGUCGGCAGCAGCACGGCGGCUCGCGCGCUUCACUCGCCUCGCUUGGCGCACUCGACAAGGGGGAUGAUAGUGAAUCCUGUGACUCGGGUGAGUGGUGGGCAGGACUGGAAGAGUCUGGCGGGCCGCGGGUGCCGGGUCUUGUCACCGCCUGCCUAGCACACCUACGCCGGCACGGUCUUCGCACGCUCGGCCUCUUCAGGGUAUCAGCAUCCAAGAAGAGAGUAAGACAGUUACGCGAGGACUGGGAGCGCGCGCAGGAGGCGGCGCUGGACUCUGCGGUUUGCCCACACGACGUGGCUACGUUGCUAAAGGAGUUCCUGAGAGACCUGCCCGACCCGCUACUCUGCAGAGAUCUGUAUCCCGCGUUUUUACAGACACAAAAAAUCCGUAACCGCCGUCUACAAUGGGAGGCGCUGCGGCUGAUCGUGCAGCUGUUGCCGGCGGCGCAUCGCGACACGCUGAGCGCGCUGCUCGGCUUCCUGGCGCAGCUCGCCGCGCACGCCGCGGACGACGCGCAGCCCGGCAACAAGAUGGACGCCGCCAACAUAGCCACCAUCUUCGCGCCCAACAUCCUGCAUCGGAAUAAGCCCAAUGAGGCUGCCAGCGCGGAACAAUUAUCGGAGCGUGCAGACGUGAUAAACGUGGUCCGGCAGCUGGUGGAGCGGCAGUCGGAGCUAUGGGCGCUGCCGGCGGAGCUGCUGCACGAGGCCUACAUACACCUCGCCCACUCUGCACCCGCCGUGCUCGACUCCCUGCUGCUGCGACGAGCAGAGUGCGCGGAGGCGGCGGCAGUUGCGGGUGUGGGUGGUGGCGGGGAGUGCGGGGAGGGCGGGGAGGGCCGGCGCAUGUGGUCGCGCGAGCAGUUCCUGCACGGAGCUGCCGCCACCGCCGCGCCGCCGCCCGCACUGCUGCACGGGGAGAAGUCGUAUUCCCGGAGUAGAAGAUCGAGGGAUGCGGCGUCCGAGACCUCAUCGGGCUCCUUGUCGUCAGCUAUGACCAUAAUUACAAGGGUAAGAAGCAGCGAGGAGUGCGUGAGCAGCGGCGUGGCGAGCAGCAGCGGCGCGCCGCGUACUGACUCGGCGCCGGACUCCAACGACUCCGCCAGCGACUACAAUGAGACUGGCGGCGGCGCGUCGGAGGACGAGUGUGUGAUCACUGCGUCGUUGCACAUCCCGGUGGCGCAGGCGCGGCGGCGCUCCGCCUCGGGCUCCUCCUCCUCCGCCAAGAGGGACUCCGCGGUGGGUUCCUCGCCCUCCGCCAGCGUGUCCGGCGCCUCCUCCCCGCCCGCCUCGCCGCCGCCCCUCGCGCCCCCCGCACCCCACGCGCGGUCAGACAUCGACCGCCUCGGUGCGCUCGCACGUGAACGGAACACGUCAGACGCGCGAGCGGUGGUGUUGAGGCAGCACGACGAGUCUGCGAGCCGCCGAGUGCGGCGCGAGGUGACGGUGCGGAGAGAGGAGCGGGCAGAGGAGAAGACGGAGCACAGAAGAGAUGAACGGGCAGAGGAGAGGACGGAGAGCAGGAGAGAGGAGCGGCGGGAGACGACGCUGUACAAGAGAGGGGAGCUCAUCUCGAGCGCGCAGUCGCCGCCCGCGUGACACGUCCGACUCUUUUUAUACAUAAACGUAUAUUUAUAUGA
Molecule: messenger RNA, 3612 nt
Organism: Papilio xuthus (Asian swallowtail)
Lineage: Eukaryota; Metazoa; Arthropoda; Insecta; Lepidoptera; Papilionidae
Gene: RhoGAP102A
Product: Rho GTPase activating protein at 102A
Exons: 14
Coding region: 47-3571 (1174 amino acids)
Biological process (GO): signal transduction
Source: RefSeq, a predicted model, not a curated record